Chanos chanos (milkfish) is the source of this 1128-nucleotide messenger RNA. It is a transcript of the gene eci1, whose product is annotated as enoyl-CoA delta isomerase 1. Gene Ontology annotation, biological process: fatty acid beta-oxidation. Bases 34 to 933 code for a protein of 299 amino acids. Gene Ontology annotation, cellular component: mitochondrion. Gene Ontology annotation, molecular function: delta(3)-delta(2)-enoyl-CoA isomerase activity. The transcript has 7 exons. NCBI's taxonomy places the organism in Eukaryota, Metazoa, Chordata, Actinopteri, Gonorynchiformes, Chanidae. The record is from RefSeq and is a predicted model, not a curated record.
UCGGAUCACGGAAGUGGCAAGGACUUAUCCAACAUGGCAACUGUGCUAAGGCGGCUUGCAAGGUUUAGUCAAACUGGGCUCUCUGCACACCGUAAAAAUGGAUGGAGUUUUGCACUCCCACACUCUGUGUCAAACCACAGGAAUUCAUCAACCUCAUCAAAAAUCAAGGUAGACCUGGAUAGCAAUACCGGCAUUGCUGUGAUGAGGUUCCAGAGUCCUCCUGUUAACAGUCUCAGCCUGGACUUUCUGACUGAGUUUGCCAUCAGCAUGGAGAAACUGGAGCUGGACAAAGGCUGCAGGGGUCUGAUUCUGACUUCUGCCCAGCCGAAGGUGUUUUCAGCGGGACUGGACAUCAUGGAGAUGUAUGGGAAGAGUCCGGAACGCUGCAGCGAAUUCUGGAGGGCAGUUCAGGAGAUGUGGAUCCGACUCUAUGGAUCCAGCAUGGUCACAAUGGCAGCUAUAAACGGUUCCAGUCCAGCUGGGGGCUGCCUGAUGGCCAUUUCCUGUGACUACAGAAUCAUGGCGGACAAUCCUCGCUACAGCAUAGGACUGAACGAAACCAAGCUAGGGAUCGUGGCUCCAUUCUGGUUUAAAGACACCAUGAUGAAUACGGUGGGUAACCGGGAGACGGAACUGGCUCUGCAGUUGGGACAUCUCUACAGCUCCUCUGAAGCACUCAAGAUUGGCCUGGUGGACCGGUUGGUCCCUGAGGACAAGGUCCUGAGCACUGCCAUGGAGACGAUGGCCAAUUGGUUCACUAUUCCAGAUCAUGCUCGACAGAUAAGCAAGUCUAUGAUGAGGAAGCCAAUCAUAGACAAGCUGUUGGCCAGUCGAGAGGCUGACAUUAAAAACUUUGUCAGCUUCAUCACUAAAGACUCGAUCCAGAAGUCGAUCGGGAUGUACCUUGAAAUGUUAAAGAAGAGGAAGGCUUAAAGACAAGCAGAACCGACGCCCCUAGUGCCUGCUAUUGAAGAUGCCUUCUUCACGAUCGCGCCUUCGCGUCUCUGCCCAAGGAUCUCGUGUCAUCUCGUCAUUACGUUGAUUUUUUCUCUUCCUUUUCUCUUUGAAGGUCGUUUUCUAACUUGUUGUAGUGUUGUUUUAGUGUUGACAGUAAAGCCGGUAACAUCA